Loa loa (African eye worm) is the source of this 3626-nucleotide messenger RNA. RefSeq lists its product as hypothetical. The record is from RefSeq and is a predicted model, not a curated record. Gene Ontology annotation, biological process: regulation of DNA-templated transcription. The coding region runs from base 1 to 3552 and encodes 1183 amino acids. Gene Ontology annotation, cellular component: Cdc73/Paf1 complex. Gene Ontology annotation, molecular function: RNA polymerase II complex binding. The transcript is spliced from 22 exons. NCBI's taxonomy places the organism in Eukaryota, Metazoa, Nematoda, Chromadorea, Rhabditida, Onchocercidae.
AUGAGAUUACAUCGUAAUUUCAGAUUAUUUUCAGGACAAGGAAUAUAUCUAGUGGAAUUGGAGUUGGGAACUAUGGCCUUUACACAGCCAAAAACAUCAGUGGAAAUACCGCUAAAAGAUAGUACCGAAAAUGAAAUAAUCGAAUUGGAUUUUGACAAUUUGCCCGAUGAUGGUGAAGAAGUCCUUGCAAUUUUACGUGGUGAACAUGCAACACUAAAUUUUUGGGUUGAUUUAGCGCUGGCUUACUAUCGUCGCGGAAAUGAAGCUGAUUUUGUUCGCAUAUUGGAAAUGAGUGGUUCAGAAGCAAGUCUGGAAUAUCCAGAAUAUCAUCAGGAUCAGAUGCGAGCUCUAGAUACACUUGCUGCUUAUUAUGUAAUCCAAAGUCACAAGGAACGCAAUAAGGACAAGAAAAAGGAGUGGCAAACGAAAGCGACAUUGCUUUAUACUACAGCUGACAAAAUUAUUAUGUAUGAUACGUAUCAUCUGUUGGGGAGGGCUUAUUUCUGUUUACUUGAAGGUAAAAUUGAUCAAGCAGAACAGCAGUUCAAUUUCGUUCUUAAUCAGGUUGGCGAAAAUAUACCUGCAACAUUAGGUAAGGCAUGCAUUUUCUUUCAACGAAAAGAAUAUCGAAAAGCAUUGAACUGCUACAAAAGUGUACUACGAAAAAUGCCAGAUUGUCCGGCAGACGUACGCUUGGGUAUCGGUUACUGUCUAGCAAAAUUGGGACGGCUGGACAAAGCAAGAUUAGCGUUCAAACGUGUCUUGGAUUUGGAUAAGGAAAAUGUAUCAGCUCUUGUUGCUUUGGCAAUCCUAGAUAUGAAUACAUUGGAACAGGAAGCUAUACGAAGAGGAGUGGAAUCUCUUGGUCGAGCUUAUCAAAUAGAACAGGAGAAUCCAGUUGUAUUGAACCAUCUUGCUAACCAUUUCUUUUACAAAAAGGAACUGGACAGAGUGGAGCAUUUAGCAUGGCAUGCAUUUCAAAUAACAGAUAAUGAAGCUAUGCGAGCUGAGAGUUGUUAUCAGUUGGCACGAAGUUUUCAUCAAAGAGGAAACUUUGAGAAGGCUUUCCAGCAUUACUAUCAAUCAACCCAGUUUGCUACAGCAAAUUUUGUUUUACCUUAUUUUGGCCUUGGACAAAUGUAUAUUUAUCGGGAAGAUUAUGAUAAUGCAAUCCAAUGUUUCGAAAAAGUUUUAAAAGGUUGCCCGACGAAUUAUGAUACGCUGAAAAUCUUGGGCUCACUGUACGCACAUUCUGAGCCGGCAAAUCAAAAAGAACGCAGUGAACGACGGAAGAAAGCUCGUGAAAUUUUCAAAAAAGUUGUCGAAAUGUGUCCGGAUGACGUGGAAGCAUUGAUUGACUUGGCUCAAUUAACAGAGAAUUGUGAUCCACAGGGUUCCUUGGAUGCCUAUACAAAAGCUUCAACCUUCCUAAGUCAAAUGAUUGAAGUUGACGUACCACCGGAAAUAACAAAUAAUGUUGGCUCACUAUAUUUUACAAUAGGACAGUACGAGAAAGCUAGGGAAUAUUUUGAAGAAGCACUAAAAGAACUUGGUGAAGUUGUUUCGACAGGACAAACGGAUUUAGCAGCUCUGCAAACAACCGUUACUUAUAAUUUAGCGCGGAGUCUAGAGAUGCUUUGUAUGUUUGAUGAAGCUGAACGUCUUUAUAAAGGGAUUUUGCAGGAAAAGCCAAAUUAUAUUGAUUGUUACAUGCGACUGGGAUGUCUUGCUCGAGAUAAAGGGCAAAUUUAUGAAUCAUCGGUCUGGUUCAAGGAAGGGAUGAGUGUAAACCAAUCGCAUGCUGAUGCUUGGUCACUGAUUGGAAAUUUGCAUAUGUCAAAAUUUGAGUGGGCACCGGCGCAGAAAAAGUUUGAAUACAUAUUGAAACUUCCGGAAUAUCACGACGAUCCAUAUAGCUUUGUUGCACUUGGCAAUAUUUGGCUUGAAACAUUGUCUUCUAUUCAUAGAAAGAAAGAAAAGGACAAAGAUUACCGUGAAAGAGCUUUGAUGAUGUAUAGUAAGGCGCUAAAGGUACAUCCGAGAAAUAUUUGGGCUGCCAAUGGAAUCGGAUGCAUAUUAGCCCAAAAAGGGGCUAUCCAAGAAGCAAGGGAUAUUUUUGCUCAAGUUCGUGAAGCGACAGCUGAUUUCUCAGAUGUUUGGGUUAAUAUAGCUCAUGUUUACAUGGAACAGAAGCAGUAUGUCGCAGCAAUUCAGAUGUACGAUAAUUGUAUAAAGAAAUUUAACCGACAUAAUGAUGUGUCACUUUUGCUAUAUUUGGCAAGAGCACAUUAUAAAGCUGGAAAAUUUACCGAAUGUAGACAUAUCCUUGAAAAGGCUAUAUGUGAGGCACCGGAUAACAUGAUGCUGAAAUUCAACCAUGCUUUUGUUUUGCAAAAAUUAGCGACACAAAUGCUUCGUGAUGAUAAAUCAUCACUGGAAAUGGUGACUGGUGCUGUGGAUGAUUUGAGAACAGCAGCGACGAUUUUUGAGUACAUAUCACGAAACAAAGACGAUACAAUGAGCCAGGCACGAGUCGUUAGCCGAACUGCUUCUGCUAGCGAAGCUCGAGCAUGCUAUGAUUUACUUACACAAGCACAAACUUACCUGCAGCGAGCCAAGGCACAAGAUGAGGAGGAACAAAGGCAGCGACAAAGGCAAGAAGAAGAACGACAAGCUCUCAAGCGACAACAAGAACAGGAAGCUAAAGAGCGUGAAGAAAAAGCUAGACGGGAGCUUGAAGUUCUGAAACAAAUGCGGCAAGAAUAUGUGGAAAAGACAAAAGAGAUACUUAGAUUACCAACGAUCGUUGAAGAAAAACGAGUACGUGGUAGUGGAAGGCGUCGUAAAGAUCGUGAAGGUGAUGAGUUCGUAAAUGAUGACAGCGAUUUAGGUGAUUGGAAUGCAGCUGAAGGAGGAGAACCGCGGAAAAAGAAGGAAAGAAGGGGACGCAAAAAACGUGAACGCCGUGAAGUAUCAAGUGGAGGGAGCGGUGGAGAAAUGGAUGAAGCGGAAAGCCGUAAUCGCCGAGAAGGACGUAAAUCAAAGAAAAUGCGUUUCGACCACAGUGAUUUUGAACUGAGCGCAAAACAAAAAAUGAAAGUGAAAAGUCGUGAAUUUGUGCAGUCAGAUGAAUCAAGUUCGGAUGGGGAUGUCAACAAACCAUCGAAAUCACGACUUUCAGAUGAUAGUGAUGUGGCUGGGUCGCCUGGACCGACAAAAACUGCUGAAAGUGAUAGCAGUGCUGCGGAAGAUGCUGCCCAACGAACAGAUUCUGAAAAUGAUAGUGAGAAUGGCCAACCAAAAACAAAACAUAUAACCAACAGUUCGGAUCAAAGCAGUGCGGAAAGCUCAACGGAGGAUCGAGCACGUUCACCUAGUGAUACCGAUGAUGAUGAAGUCGAAAAAACAUCUGUAAAAGCAACCAAAAGGAAACGAAUUGUUUCAUCAGAUGAGGACGGCUCAGAAAAUAACGAAAUUGUUGAAAAUAAUACAGGUCUUGGUGACAAUGGCGUUGACGAAGAUGCUGGUUUCGCGAUAGCUGAUGAUGACUGAAUUGGAUUUUAUUCUAUAGAGUCAUUUAAAAUUUUAUUGCCUAGGAUGGUCCGAACUUUUUUUUGUGAUUGCUG